AUGGCAAGAUCGAUUGCAUUGUUCUUGCUAUCACUCUGCAUCACUUCCGCCCUCGCGGUACCCGCACAGCGACUCUCCCUUCGACAAUCUCCCAAUCCGCCACAAGACAUCCAGUCACCACUACUCUUCUGCCCGGCUUCCUCAUGGCCGCAGGCAGAUAUAGGGUCACUCAUUGAACCCCAAGUGCCCGAUUCGGAACUACAAGAUAUUCUCUCCCAAGUAUCGCCUGCAAACAUAGAAGCCACGAUCCUGAAACUCGUGUCCUUUGGCACGCGACAUACACUUUCCACGCAGACGGAUCCCAAUCGUGGAAUCGGUGCGGCUCGGGAUUGGAUCGCCAGUGAGUUCCGCAAGUAUGCUGAGGCGAGUGAUGGAUUCAUGACCGUCGAGGUGCCUGGAUAUGUGCAGCAACCUGAUGGCGAUCGGGUCACUUUUCCUAUCCUCCUCAGUGAUGUUGUAGCCACGUUAAAGGGGAGUGAGGAUCCCGAGAGGAUUUAUGUCGUUAGUGGUCAUUAUGAUACCAGGUGCUUGGAUCCGAUGGAUUAUGAGUGCGAUGCGCCUGGGGCGGACGACGAUGCAUCUGGAGUUUCAAUCUCCCUUGAAUUAGCUCGCAUCAUGGCAACCCACCGACCAAAAGCGACCAUUGUUUUCGUUGCUGUCGCAGGCGAGGAGCAGGGCUUGUAUGGCUCCCAAUUCCUUGCGCAAACAUACAAGAACAACAGCGUCAACGUGGCGGGCAUGUUCACCAAUGAUAUUGUUGGCUCCUCCACGGGAGAUGAUGGGACAAAGGACCCUCAUACCAUUCGGUUGUUCGCGCAAGGACCACCUCUUACGGAGAACAGUACUCAACGAGCAACACGGUUGAAUGUGGGAGGUGAAAAUGAUUCCCCGUCCCGAGAACUGGGAAGAUUCGUCCAUGAGGUAGCCGCAAAUGAGUACACGGAGAUGAACGUAAGCCUUAUCUAUCGACUAGAUCGAUACUUGCGCGGAGGUGACCAUCGACCAUUCCUCGAAGCUGGAUAUGCAGCAGCACGCUUCACCGAGCCGAUGGAGGACUUCAAACACCAGCAUCAGGACGUGGUCGUGAAGGAUGGGGUUCAGUAUGGCGAUCUACCGGAAUUCUGCGACUUUGAUUUCAUCUCGAGGGUAGCCAAGGUCAAUGGCGCAGCACUUUGGAGUUUGGCCAAUGCCCCUGGACAACCAACGAAUGUGUAUGUGAACACCACCGCACUGGACAAUAACAGUCAAUUUGUUUGGCAGCCACCCAUCGGAGGUGGAAUUGGUGUAACUGGGUAUGAAAUCGUCUGGAGACCCACGACUGCUGCGUUUUGGACGCAUGCUAUCGAUGUUGGGGACGUCCUCACGGCCAAGAUUGAUCUGAGUAAGGACAAUGUCGUUUUCGGCAUCAGAAGCGUCGGGGCAGGAGGGUAUAAGAGUCCAGCUGUCUUCCCUUUCCCACUUGCAUCAAGCUCUUAG
This is a messenger RNA of Exophiala bonariae, 1476 nucleotides long. RefSeq lists its product as uncharacterized. The transcript is spliced from 2 exons. Gene Ontology annotation, molecular function: protein binding; metalloexopeptidase activity. The coding region runs from base 1 to 1476 and encodes 491 amino acids. The record is from RefSeq and is a predicted model, not a curated record. Gene Ontology annotation, biological process: proteolysis. NCBI's taxonomy places the organism in Eukaryota, Fungi, Ascomycota, Eurotiomycetes, Chaetothyriales, Herpotrichiellaceae.